AUGGCAGACAUCGAGGUCGCAAUGUCCGAGGAGCAGAAAGCUCCUCAGUCUCCCUUCCAGAAUGUCCGCACCAACGGUCGCGCCUUCAACUCUCCCAAUUGGCGCAUGAAGAGCGAGAACAGCAGCCCGAGGGCGUCCCCCUCCUCCACCCGCACCAACACAUAUCGCACCACUCCCCAGGCCAUCUCCGAGGGUCGUCGACUGUAUGUCGGCAACAUGCCUUAUACGGCCAAGUCGGAGGAUGUUGAGGCGCUGUUCACGGCGGCGGAAUUUGCUAUCGAGCGCGUCGACAUUGCCGUGGACCCCUUCACCGGCCGUAACCCCUCCUAUUGCUUUGUCGACCUCAAGACCAAGGAGGAUGCCGAGCGGGCCAUGCUCGAGCUUGAUGGCAAGGAGAUGCAAGGCCGCCCGGUCCGAAUCAAGCCUGGUGUGGCCAAGUCUCAGACCGAGCGGGCUGCUGAGCAGCCGGUUCGCACCCCCUUUGCCAUGAGUCGCUGGCGUUCCGAGGGAAGUCCCUCCAGCAGUAACCCCACCAGCACUUUCAGGUCCAACAGCGAUGCGAGUCAGCGGGUGUAUGUGGGAGGUUUGCCCCGGUUGACGGAACCCGAGAGUGUGCAGAGCAACAUGAAGACCUUUUUCCAAGGAUAUAAUGUUGAGACCGUCAGCAAGGUGUUCUCCCCUCAUCCGGCGAAGCGAUUCGAGCCUGGUGACCACUACUAUCUGUUUGUGGACUUGAGCAGCGUGGAGGAGGCUCAACGGGCCAUGGACACACUGAAUGGGCAGCAGGGCCCAUGGGGAGGGCCUCUGCGGGUGCAGCGAGCCCGUGGCACCGCCACCAAGCCCGAAGGUCAAUCUUCGUCGGCCGGACCAGAGGAGGCUCCUCUGUAG
Molecule: messenger RNA, 888 nt
Organism: Penicillium oxalicum
Lineage: Eukaryota; Fungi; Ascomycota; Eurotiomycetes; Eurotiales; Aspergillaceae
Exons: 4
Coding region: 1-888 (295 amino acids)
Molecular function (GO): RNA binding
Source: RefSeq, a predicted model, not a curated record